AUGGAGCAGGAAACAUUUGAUCUAGUCAUCGCCAAUGGCAUCGUAGUCAAUGCCAACGAAAAGAAGCAUGCCGAUGUUGCCAUUAAGGGAAACACAAUAGCCGCCAUUCGGGAGCGAGGUGGUUUCACAAAUGCUACUACGACGAGAACUAUCGAUGCAGAAGGCGGCUGGGUAAUGCCAGGCGGCAUAGAUGCUCACGUCCAUCUUCAAGAGCCACAGCUGUUUGGCAAAGGCUCUUGCGCAGACACCUUCGAGACCGGAACCAGAUCUGCAGUUUGUGGUGGGACUACAACAGUCAUUGCGUUCGCGCCUCAAUCGAAGGCCCAGAACAGUCUGCUUGCCGUCCUUGAGACGACCCAUGCCAAAGCCAAGGGAACAUGCUACUGCGAUUACUCCUUCCACCUCCUAGUCAGCAACCCCAGCGAGCAGGCCCUCGCAGAAUUCCCAGCUCUCCGCUCAGCAGGAAUUUCCUCCCUAAAAAUCUACAUGACCUACGAAGCCCUCGAACUCUCCGACAUCCAAAUUCUAGACGUCCUCCUCGAAGCCCGCAAACAAAAAAUCACAACCAUGAUCCACGCCGAAAACAACGACAUGAUCGUCUGGAUGACAAAACAACUCGAUGCCCGAAAGCUCUACGCACCAAAAUACCACGCCACAUCCCACCCCCCUCUCGCAGAAAUCGAAGCCACAUACCGAGCAAUCUGCCUCUCAGAAAUCAUCGACGUCCCCAUCCUCCUCGUCCACGUCUCAUCCCCUGCCUCAGCAGCACAUAUAAAAACCGCACAAGAUCGCGGUCUACCUCUCUACGCCGAAACAUGUCCUCAAUACGUCAUCCUCACCAAACACGACCUCGACAAACCCGGCUUCGAAGGCGCAAGAUGCGUCUGUUCGCCACCUCCGCGCGAAAGUGAAAUGGAUCACGAAGGCAUCUGGACCGGACUCCAAAACGGGACUUUCACAAUCUUAUCUUCCGAUCACUGUCCAUUCCUCUACGAGAGUUCCGAAACUGGGAAAAAGACUUGUAUCACUCCGGAGUUCCCGAAUGGACAUUUCAGAUAUAUCCCCAACGGGAUCCCGGGUGUUGAGACACGGCUUCCUCUCAUUUUAUCUUCGGGACGUUUGGAAGUUGAGAGAUUCGUGGAAUUGACGAGCACGAAUCCUGCGAAGCUUUAUGGGCUUUUUCCGAGGAAGGGAGUGAUUGAGGUGGGUAGUGAUGCUGAUGUUGUGGUUUGGUAUCCUGAGGGUGGGAUGCAGGCUUUUGAAUUGGGGAAUGAGCAUUUGCAUCAUGCUUGUGAUUAUACGCCGUAUGAGAGUAAGGUGAUUAAGCAGUGGCCUCGGUAUACGAUUUUGAGAGGGAAGGUUGUUUGGGAUAGGGAUGGGGAGGGUUUGGUUGGGGAGAAGGGAUAUGGGGAGUUUUUGAAACGGGGGCAGAGUUUUUUGAAGGGAAGUUUGAGUGAGGAGGAUUGGGAUAUUCGUGGAUUUUGA
Messenger RNA from Pseudocercospora fijiensis CIRAD86, 1485 nucleotides. RefSeq lists its product as uncharacterized. Lineage: Eukaryota; Fungi; Ascomycota; Dothideomycetes; Mycosphaerellales; Mycosphaerellaceae. Gene Ontology annotation, molecular function: hydrolase activity, acting on carbon-nitrogen (but not peptide) bonds. The transcript has 4 exons. Gene Ontology annotation, cellular component: cytoplasm. The record is from RefSeq and is a predicted model, not a curated record. The coding region runs from base 1 to 1485 and encodes 494 amino acids.